This is a messenger RNA of Pocillopora damicornis (cauliflower coral), 2040 nucleotides long. Its product is annotated as protein FAM124A. The record is from RefSeq and is a predicted model, not a curated record. Lineage: Eukaryota; Metazoa; Cnidaria; Anthozoa; Scleractinia; Pocilloporidae.
CGUUACAACAUCUCGUUGUAUAUUGGUAAGAAACGUUCUAGAAUUACUGUUGUUUCACCACUUGAUAUGGAGAGCUCUGCUCUUAUAAUUACGAUCUCCAACUCGUGCCAAUUGGAAGGUACUCAGUAGACAAGUGGUUGAGGAGAUUACUUGUAUCGACAACCAGUUCAGUUAUAAUUAGCUUCUUCAGGGCAAGGAGAUCUUUGGUUCAUGUUGGUUAUAUACCAACGUGGGAAAGAUUCUUGGAGUUUCUCGCCAAUUUGCUUAGACUGAGGAAAGUUAAUGCUCAAUUUAAGAGUCUCAAAUAUGCCUUGGUAUGACGAAGAUGAAGUAGAAGGUGAACCCAACGUGGCACAAACUUAUGAAAGACAGGAUCACGGUGUUACUGAGCCUCGAGUUCACUGGCGCGAAAGGGACCCUUACAUUUGCACCUUGGAAAUAAGGCUCCCUCGAGAUGAGGUGCCGAAGUUGAAGUCUCUUUACGGUCCUUUACUCCAAUGGAUUGAUCCCACAUUUCAGCUGCUUCACAUCGAAGAAAGCGAUAAAAAUUCGUUUAUCACGCGGUUUGUACAAGAUGACCCAAAAGGGAGAGGUAACGAGAGUCAUUUGGCUAAGGAACAAUUAAACACGCAAUCACUAAGCGUUGUGCUGUUUUUGCGCGAGGAGUCAAAGUAUCAGCUGAACGCAGGAUUUGCAAAAGGCUACCUGCAGUCUCCCCCUUGGGGCUUCCAUCAUAAGAUUGAAUUAGCCAACCCUAUGGAUAUGCGCACUGUCGCUCGCCAAGAUUAUUACGGGUCGUCUCCAGACCUUCCGCUGUGGACUGUCUGUUCGGUGCAUUAUGGAAACGAGCAACUCAGGUUUAACAUUUUCGUGAACAAUUUUGAGAAAAUGAAAGAAUUUUAUAGCAUAUUGACAGGGUGUGAAACCAGUGCAAGUAAACCAGGAUUCUGCUCUUUUGACCUCUACUCUCAACCGGGCCUUGAAAUUAAACUAUCCUUGAAGUAUUCGCCAUGUCUGCAACCCCACGCAUCAAGGCUCAGCGCGCUUAAAUUCAACAUCCGCAGUGUGCUAUAUGUCAAACAGAAACUUCGACUCGUGCUGACUCCAAACGGGGAAAACACAUGGCUGACUCGUGAUCCUGACGGUAACGUGAUUCUUCUGUCACGUGACGAGAAUGAUGUUUUUGAGGUGGGUGUCGCAGGACAGUCAACAGAAGCGUCCGACAGUGGACGGUGGAGCGAGACAGCCAGUGAAGAUUCGUCCUGGGAAAUGUGCAGUGACACGAGCUGUUCGAGUUUCUCGUGCGAAAGUGGCUGUGAAAGUGUGACGACAAGAAAUGAAGAUGAAGAUAAAGAUUCUUUUUAGGUUUAGGUGCCAAGAGUAAAACAGAAGACACUUAGACUUAGUGCAUAAGAAACCUAAAAAAAAAACAAAGACAAUGAAAAUGAUCGAACAUAUGAUUAAAACAGCUUGCUGCAUUGACAUAAAAACUCUUAAGAACUGACCAGCGCAGCUGUCAUCGAACGAGCAGCAUGGAAGCCAUUUUGCAAAAUUCAAGGAGAACACAUUAAAAGGUUCGGUGGUAAAUCUGUAGCGGAACCUGUGCCCAAAUUUUUUUAAGUUUCCUUUUAAUUCAGACACUAACAUUCAUUUCCAUAAUACUAAAAUCAAUCAAUGGGUGAAGAUCGUAAGAAGAUUGAAGAGAGUUAUGGAUGGAUCAAAUAAAUUUUAUUGUGACGCAAUAAAAAUCCUUCAAAAUCCCUCCCGUCCCCCUUUUAGGCUACAAAUGAUGACCGAUCUCUACCCUGGAGGAGAUGAAAGUUUCGUUUCAUAGAAUUGUGAUUACUAACGAUGUUAUUAAACGAACAACGCAGAACAACAAAGAAUAGCAGAAGAGUCAGUUGGUAACUAGAUAUGAAUUAAAAUUAAGUGAGGUUUGAGCAAACUGCCUCAAAUGCGAGAAACAUGUCUGACAAAGCUGCGAUUGGUCUUCGGUUCAGUUCCAUCUGAUUGGUUGUUAAGGCGCUGUAACGUGCUGAU